AUUCAAAGAAUAAUUUUAUAUAUCUUCCAAAUUAAUUCCUUUGAACAAUAUGUCAAAAUUCUAUGUAUUUUUUUUGUUCAGUCUGAUUGUAGGACCCCUGACCACAAAUGCCCAAUGGGGGGGAGCGAUAUGUAUCGACUGCCGGCAGGAGAACGACAACAAGUGUGUGAUUGAGGGCGCUGCUGGAUGGAGCUGCGGCACAGAGUUGACUAAAGAUCGCCCCCGCAAGGAAAGAUCCGCACCUAUGUCUCCCACUACUCUGGAUAUGAACGUUUGUGUUCCAGAAGGUCUUGAUAUUCAAGACAACCGAGCUGGCGAGUUGGUGAUUUGUUGUUUUUGGUCCGCGAAACUAGGUUGCCAGGUGGUGGUGCCAAAGUCGGGCUACAUCCCCAUGGAGUGCAACGAGUGCCAAAACGAUAGGGUGAAUAACUAUGUAAACCUAACAGCUUGCCCCUGCGUGGACAAAAGGUCUGAGGGAGGUCUGGGUCGGUACAAUUAUGGAUCCAAGCCCUCUCCGUGCAGUUCUUUGCCUGUUUUACUUGGCAUUUGUCUCACGAUUUUUCUAAAAACGUUUUAGAAUUGUCUUAGACAAGCUCAUUGUUUUAGAGCCUUAAAUUUUAAAUGUUUUAGACCUUAAGGCUCUAAAACAGUGGCCUUGAUAAAGGAUUCAAGAACCGAAAAUAAAAAAAAAUAAUUAAAUAAAAUCUUUUCUGUUUUA
This is a messenger RNA of Drosophila ananassae, 718 nucleotides long. RefSeq lists its product as uncharacterized. The transcript is spliced from 2 exons. The coding region runs from base 50 to 577 and encodes 175 amino acids. Lineage: Eukaryota; Metazoa; Arthropoda; Insecta; Diptera; Drosophilidae. The record is from RefSeq and is a predicted model, not a curated record.